UGACACCGGGAGGAGGGAAACUGUCACGUACGUGAUCUUUUAUAGCUUCGAGGUUUUAUUUUCAUUGGUUAGACACUUGAAAGUUCUUAUUUAAGGAGGCUGUGUCGCGGCAGACGUGUUCUUUGCCUGAAUUUCUGGUCAACACCGUGGGUAGGAACGAUGCAGUCUCUAAUCAUUUUGGUCCUGGCGGCUCUGUUUUACGUGGCCCCUGGACGGGCUGUAGAUUGUAGUCAGGGAGACAUUUCUCAUCUCCAAGACGAGGUGAACUUUCUGAAAGCGAACCUGUCUGCGGUGUGGGAGAAACUCCACGAGGAUGACAUCAGAGAUGGAGCGGUUUCCGCGGAGGAGGAAGAGGACCAUCCUGUCAAAAGCGUUGUCAGGGAAACCAGAAAUCACAGGGUGAACCUAGACUUCUAUUUGGAUAUACCCGACCACCCCACACCACACAAAGCGGAGGAAAAUCACGCUGUCCAGACACCUGACGAUCACGAGAUGCAUUAUGCUCACUGCGAGAUGGAACCAAACACCCACCUGGUCAGUUAUCUUCACCACAAAGUCCACGGCAGCAUUCACAUGGUGCAGGAGGGACACGGGGCCGUGCACAUGGAGGUCAUGCUGACUGGUUUCAACACUAGUGAGGACUUCGCCAGCCACCAUCACGGCCUUCACAUGCACGAGUACGGAGAUUUGUCGGAGGGGUGUGGAUCUGUCGGAGAACUUUACCACAAUGAACACGCCCCAGACCAUGCUAACCCUGGUGAUCUUGGAGAUGUGGUUGACGACAUGAAUGGUAACGUCAACGCCAACUUAACCUUCGACUGGUUUCAGAUCGGAUUGGCUGAUGGCAUCCUAGGGCGCUCUCUAGUGAUUCUCCAAGGCGACCAUAACCAGGAACAAAGUGAACAGAUAGCCUGCUGCAUUAUCGGCCGUGCGAGCGUAUCAGACCACCACUAGAGGUCGCCACAAAGUUCAUCCAUCACUGUCCUCCUGAACCGAAAGUAGCCAUCCUAGUUAAAAAGAGUGCAUUUGUUCUGUUGUAUUUCUUCAUUAAAGUAGAGGAGAUAACCUACCUAA
Messenger RNA from Ostrea edulis (European flat oyster), 1074 nucleotides. Its product is annotated as extracellular superoxide dismutase [Cu-Zn]. Bases 160 to 954 code for a protein of 264 amino acids. The transcript is spliced from 6 exons. The record is from RefSeq and is a predicted model, not a curated record. NCBI's taxonomy places the organism in Eukaryota, Metazoa, Mollusca, Bivalvia, Ostreida, Ostreidae. Gene Ontology annotation, molecular function: superoxide dismutase activity; copper ion binding. Gene Ontology annotation, biological process: removal of superoxide radicals.